UGAAGUCUGCGCUCCACUCAAUCUUAGGUAGGUUUUGAGCAGCCUGGUUGGAAUGAUUACAAAAGAAACACCGCUUUAUUUUUUUUUCCAAAAAUAUGGAAAUAUGAAAAUAUAAAAGAAUGAAAGGAUGAUAGAAGUUUACCCAAUGGAUUUCCUUUAGAUUUGAAUGUGUAAACUACUGGCGUUAAUGAGAUCAGCACCCUGGACAGCAGCUCAUCUUCUCUUUCAACUUUCACUUCGAAACUGAAGCUCAUCUUCUCAACCCAUCUCAUCAUGGCUCCAGGUAAAGAAGACCUCAAUCUGAUUACUCUGAAUUCCACCAAUGGGAUACCAAUCAUCACGUAAAGCAGGACCCGAGUCUGGACCGAGUCAUGAACUUGUGUGAGACGCUGCUGGAGCUUUUAAUCGUCGCGAUCGCCGUUGCGUCGCUGCUGUCCAACGUGCUGGUGCUUCUAUGCUUCGCCUCGAGCGCGGAGAUCCGCGCGCAGGUGCCCGGCGUCUUCGUGCUCAACCUGUCCAUGUGCAACAUCCUCGCGGCCACCGUCACCAUGCCCUCCACGGUGCUUGGGGUGGCGCGUGGUGGGAAGCCGUUUGGAGACUUUUUCUGUUGGACCAUGAGCGCCGUGGACACGUUCUUGACCACCAAUGCCAUGCUAAGCAUGGCCGCCCUGGGCAUUGACCGCUGGGUGGCCGUGGUGUUUCCACUUACCUACUCGAGUAAAAUGAGGUAUAAAAAGGCGUUUGCCAUGCUGGCCUACGCGUGGCUCCACUCGCUGGCCUUCUCCCUGAUCCCAGUGCUGCUCUCCUGGGCUGACUACAGCCCCACGUACGCGUCGUGCACCCCCGUGCACCCGGGUCACGCGCACACCGCACACGUCGCCUUCACCGUCUUCACCGCGGUGCUGCACAGCGCGAGCUUUGUCCUUACUCUUGUCGUGCUCUGCCUCGCAUACCUGAAAGUUCUCCAGGUGGCUCGUUUCCACUGCAAGAGGAUUGACGUGGUGACUGUGCAGACACUUCUACUGCUGGUGGAUAUCCAUCCAAGUGUCAAACAAAGGUGCUUACUGGAGCAGAAGAAAAGGCGUCAGAGGGCUACCAAGAAAAUCUGUGUAUUCAUUGGAUCUUUCGUCCUCUGCUUUGGCCCUUACGUCAUAACAAGACUGGCAGAGCUGGUUCCAUCUGUGGGGAUCAACCGUCACUGGGGGAUUGCCAGCAAGUGCCUGUUGUACAGCAAGGCUGCAAUGGACCCUUUUGUGUAUUCUUUGCUACGACAGCAGUACAGGAAGGCACUUAUUGGAUUAACUAAUAGGAUCCUGGGGCAUGACUUUUACUCUUCCUCUGGCCACAGCAGCUCCUCGGAUACAGACAAUGACAGCAACCAGCAAAGAGUUUGCUGAAUGCUAAUGCUAACAUUUGUAGAAAAAUAGAGAAUAGUAGUAAUGUACUUAAUAUGCACUUGGCAACUG
This is a messenger RNA of Astyanax mexicanus (Mexican tetra), 1466 nucleotides long. RefSeq names its product G protein-coupled receptor 78a (gene gpr78a). The transcript has 3 exons. The record is from RefSeq and is a predicted model, not a curated record. Gene Ontology annotation, molecular function: G protein-coupled receptor activity. Gene Ontology annotation, biological process: adenylate cyclase-activating G protein-coupled receptor signaling pathway. NCBI's taxonomy places the organism in Eukaryota, Metazoa, Chordata, Actinopteri, Characiformes, Acestrorhamphidae. Gene Ontology annotation, cellular component: membrane. The coding region runs from base 372 to 1397 and encodes 341 amino acids.